Messenger RNA from Drosophila persimilis, 2400 nucleotides. Its product is annotated as dipeptidase 1. The record is from RefSeq and is a predicted model, not a curated record. Gene Ontology annotation, molecular function: metallodipeptidase activity. The transcript has 8 exons. Gene Ontology annotation, biological process: proteolysis. Bases 353 to 1654 code for a protein of 433 amino acids. NCBI's taxonomy places the organism in Eukaryota, Metazoa, Arthropoda, Insecta, Diptera, Drosophilidae.
UUGUCCUGCCACACGUGUUGCGUUCCCACUUGCGCCUGUCUGGCGCUGCGUUCCGUUGCGCGUUUCUCCGAAAGAUUACGUUACGUUUGCCCCAUCGAGGCAGAAAUCAAAGCGAAAUAAUAAUAAUUAUUGUGUGAAUGGAAAGUGGAGUGCACAAACAAGAGAAUAUACUAGCAUUUCAGUGUGAAAUUGGAGCCAAAAAAUAAACAACGUGAAAAGCAAAAAAAAAACAAAAAUAAAGAAUGUUAAAUAGUUUAAGCAGUUUUGCUAGAACGCGGUGGAACACCAUCAAUGUGAGUGCUGCGGCGGCUUCUGGGCUCUACUGUUAGAGCGCCGCGCUCCUUGAGGGGCAAUGAAAUCACGGAAGCUGCCAAAGGGCUUCGUGCUUUGUGGCCUGAACUGUCUGACCUUCGUUUACUUCCCGCUCGUCCUGCCCAUCCUGAAAUGCUCGGCCGGGGCCGCGGCCGGCGCCAGCGGCAACGCCAAGGCCAGCGACGAUUUCGACUAUCGCAUGCAACGCGUCCGGAAUGUCCUGAAGGAGGUGCCCCUCAUCGACGGCCACAACGAUCUGCCCUGGAACAUACGAAAGUUCCUCAAGAAUCAGCUGAAGGACUUCCACUUCGGUGGCGAUCUCCGGGAACUGGCUCCCUGGUCGUCGAGUGCCUGGAGCCACACAGACCUGCGCCGCCUCAAGGAGGGCAUGGUCUCGGCACAAUUCUGGUCAGCCUACGCCCCCUGUUCGUCGCAGCAUCUGGAUGCCGUGCAGCUGACACUGGAGCAAAUCGAUCUCAUCCGGCGCCUGGUGCAGCUUUAUCCUCAUCACAUGGCUCUUGUGACGACGGCCACGGGCAUCGAGCAGACACAUCGCACGGGGAAGAUCGCCAGCCUGAUAGGGGUGGAGGGUGGACAUGCCAUCGGCACCAGUCUGAGUGUCCUGCGGAUGUUCUAUCAGCUCGGCGCACGAUACUUGACUCUCACACACACCUGCAAUACACCUUGGGCGGACUGUUGCAAAGUUGACGAGCCCGGAAAGUAUCCACACAUUGGCGGACUCUCGCAGUUCGGCAAGUUGGUGGUCAAGGAGAUGAAUCGUCUUGGGAUGAUUGUUGAUCUGUCGCAUGUGUCGGUGCCAACAAUGCUGGAUGCUUUGGCCGCCUCUAGGGCGCCGCUCAUCUUUUCGCACUCCUCGGCGCAUGCCAUCUGCAACAGUUCCCGCAAUGUGCCCGAUCAUGUCCUGCAACGCAUUGCAAUAAAUGGCGGUCUGGUUAUGGUCGCCUUUUAUCCACAUUUCGUCAGCUGCUCGGGACAGGCAACACUGCACGAUGUUGUUGCGCAUAUCAACCACAUAAGGGAGGUGGCUGGCAUCGAUCAUGUGGGCAUUGGUGCUGGCUACGAUGGAGUCAACUUAGUGCCCAAAGGACUGGAGGAUGUGUCCAAAUAUCCGCAUCUUUUUGCUGCUCUACUCGAGUCUGAUAAAUGGUCAGAGGAGGAUAUUGCCAAGUUGGCUGGCAGGAAUCUAAUACGUGUAUUCAAGGAAGUCGAAGCGGUGCGUGAUCAAAUGGAACUCCUGCGGGUGCCACCCAUUGAUCAGUCAAUUCCAGCCGAAGACAUUAUGGGCAGAUCCUAUUGUCGUUAUCAAGGACCAAGAACGUGAUAAUUUCUUCAUAUGUAAAGUUCAUCCCCCAUUCACACAUAUACAUAUAUUCAUCCACAUACAUAUACGUACACAUAUACACACAUAUACAAAUAGAGCGAAUCUCCCGCGGCGAGAGAAUAGCAAAAAAUUAUGUCAAGCGUACGUGUUGUAAAGUGAAACUUGUUUUAGGUUAAUUGACAAAGUUUUGCUCUCUUUUUUGUUUUUGUUUUUUGUUCGUGUUUUAUUUGUUGAGUAUUGUUUGCUUGUCUAUGUGUGUGUGUAGGCAACGCGGACACACUCAGUCAUACACGGAUACUCAGACAUUUUUCAAUCGCUCAGACCUGGGGCAGUGUUGGCCAGCUGGUGCCCGCCGCUGCCAGACAACUUUGUGCGCAGCUGGCAUCGCCCAUAAACAAAUACAAAGUGGCAAGCAGAGACUGCCACAUGCCACAUACCACUGCACCCCCAACCCCAACCCUAACCACCUCUGUCCCUCCCACCCCCAGAUCCGCCAACAUUGUGUAAAUAUCAUUGCCAUGUUUAUUUUUAUCUCUAGCUCUAAGUCAGGUAGUGUCAGCGGAAAGAGUGGAAAAAGAUAACUAAAGAAAAAACCAGGAAAAAACCUGGAAAACAGCACAUAAAAGCUAGGAAAAAAGUAAUCCCUAUAAUAGCUAAAGUAAAGCACAGUUAGCCCCAAAUUAAUAAACCCGAUACAAAGUAAAAACGGGAAACCAAAAAACCAAAGCUGAUCCCCGAAAAGUCAA